AUGAUGAUGAUGAUGAAUUCGUCAGAAAAGUUGAAGAAGAAACCUCCGAAGGACAGUUUGACUCUGCUGCCAUGUUUCUAUUUUGUGGAGCUGCCCAUCGUGGCGUCCUCCAUGGUGUCUCUGUACUUCCUGGAGCUGACGGACGUGGUGCAGCCGGCCUCCGUCGGGUUCCGCUGCCACGACCGGGAGCUCCUCCUCCCGUACGUGGACGGAGGAGACGAGCUGAUCCCGCUGCUGAUGCUGCUGAGUCUCGCCUUCGCCGGACCCGCCGCCGCGAUCAUGGUGGUUGAAGGUGUCAUCUACUGCCUGCAGUCCAGGCUGAAGCUGCGCCGGGCGGAGGAGAGCAUCAACGCCGGAGGCUGCAACUUCAACUCCUUCCUGAGGAGGACGGUGCGCUUCGUAGGUGUGCAUGUGUUUGGUCUUUGUGCGACCGCUCUGGUCACUGAUGUCAUCCAGCUGUCGACAGGUUACCACGCCCCCUUCUUCCUCACCGUCUGUAAACCCAACUACACUCAGGCCGGAGUGUCAUGUGACAAGAACCCGUACGUCACCAAAGACAUCUGCUCCGGACACGACCAGCACGCCAUCAUGGCCGCCAGGAAGACGUUUCCUUCCCAGCAUGCAACUCUUUCUGCCUUUGCUGCUGUUUAUGUGUCAAUGUAUUUUAACUCGACCAUCUCCGACAGCACAAAGCUGCUCAAACCCGUCCUCGUCUUCGCCUUCGCCAUCAGCGCAGCGUUAGCAGGUCUGACGCAGAUCACGCAGCAUCGCAGUCAUCCCAUCGACGUCUACGUCGGCUUCCUCAUCGGAGCCUUUGUCGCCACCUACUUGGCCGUCCACGCUGUGGCUAACUUCAAGUCGUCUGAUGACAACACUCCACCCCUGCCCCCCCAACCUCCAAAGGAAGACCCUCUUCGAGCGCUGACAGAGCGAGGACACGAGUCCGUCUAUAACAAGGGACCCGCCUCCGCCUCGGAAAGUAACGAUGAAAUUGCGGCCGGCCCACCCCCCAUAGACCGGCUGGAGGGCCUGGGGCCCCUGCAGGGAGAGGAGGCCUCCAUGGGGAGCCUGAAGAGGGCCAGCGUGGACGUGGAGCUGCUGGCUCCUCGGAGCCCGAUGGGGAAAGAGAACAUGUUGACCUUCAGUCACACGCUGCCGAGGGCCAGCAUGAGCCUCAACGGGGUCUUGGGUGCCAACGAGAGACCAGAGGACCCGGUUCAGCCGGUUCAACCAGUGCAGCCGGUGCAGCGGCGUCUGAAGGCCGUGCAGGUUCCCAUGGAUCCAAUGCGUUCGCAGCAGCUGGUGUCGGAGUGGAAGCAGAAGUCGAUGGAGAUGAGAGGCCUGAGCGUUCGGGACGAGGCGGAGCGCGAGGCCGGGGAGGACGGCUCGGAUGUGGGCUUUGAAGGGACUGACGAUGGGGGGUCUCGGGUUCCUAUCUACCAAUCCGUGGUGCAGUCAGGGAGGUCAGCUUCCAGUCAAAACCCUACUCCACCUCAAGGGGGCGCCAAAGCUGUGGCAACUCCCAGACCACCACAGAUUCCUGAAGCAGGACCCCCACCUGUGUCGCCAAAGAGCGCCCUGACCCGCGCCAAGUGGCUCGCUAUCCGGGAGAAGACGAGUGGGGAGGGGCCGGCCCGUGCUGCUACGAACCAGCCACGACUCAUGCAGGUCAUCGCCAUGUCCAAGCAGCAGGGACUCCUCCCCUCCUCCGGGGAGAAGUCCUCUGAGACCACCUCCACCUGCUCCGGUGCCUCCUCCACAACCAACUCACCGCACUACCGCCCCGCCUGUGAGCAGCAGCGGGAGGGGUCGGGUAUCGUCACAGUGGAUGCCCAUGCCCCCCACCAUCCUGUUGUCCAGGCCCUGCCCCCUCUUCAGGCCCCAGCCCUCACAGGUAAUGGUAACCCGUGGGAGUUGGCGGGGGCAGCCAAUGGGGGCGACUCGCGGGAAACCUACGACCUUAACAGCCUGAACCGAGGAGACUCGGUCGCACACAACAGCAGCUUCCGGCCACGCCGAUCCACCUCGAGGUGCGCCACCCUCAGCCCCCCCCUGCCCCCCUCUCACUCCCAGGAGGACAUGUCGGUGGAGGCAAAGAUCGACAUGAGACGCAAGACGGCUCUAGUCCUGCUGGAUCGAGAGAUUCGUAACCAGAGUGACCAGGAAAACUAUUAUAAGAGUUUGCAGGGACGGAGGUUCAAGGAUUAG
This is a messenger RNA of Limanda limanda (common dab), 2208 nucleotides long. RefSeq names its product phospholipid phosphatase related 3b (gene plppr3b). The transcript is spliced from 7 exons. Gene Ontology annotation, biological process: signal transduction; phospholipid metabolic process; phospholipid dephosphorylation. The coding region runs from base 1 to 2208 and encodes 735 amino acids. Gene Ontology annotation, molecular function: phosphatidate phosphatase activity. The record is from RefSeq and is a predicted model, not a curated record. Lineage: Eukaryota; Metazoa; Chordata; Actinopteri; Pleuronectiformes; Pleuronectidae.